Guillardia theta CCMP2712 is the source of this 2877-nucleotide messenger RNA. RefSeq lists its product as hypothetical. Gene Ontology annotation, cellular component: histone acetyltransferase complex; transcription regulator complex. The record is from RefSeq and is a predicted model, not a curated record. The transcript is spliced from 29 exons. NCBI's taxonomy places the organism in Eukaryota, Cryptophyceae, Pyrenomonadales, Geminigeraceae. Gene Ontology annotation, biological process: positive regulation of transcription by RNA polymerase II. Gene Ontology annotation, molecular function: transcription coactivator activity; histone acetyltransferase activity; chromatin DNA binding. The coding region runs from base 1 to 2877 and encodes 958 amino acids.
AUGAGCAGAAUGACAGAGCCAGCUCAGUCUAUGAGCAAUCAAGCUUUGCCUCAUCCCUUGACUGACGAGAUCCUUCGGGAGGUUCUUCAGGAGCUCCCGACGGGGGCACGACUUGCGACAGAGACAUGUCUGAGCUGCUGGAAGGAGAAUAAGUUUCCAACGGCAGAAUUCAUUUCAUUCCUCCAGAGCAUAGCCGCACAUAGCAGCAUCCUGAACAAACUUUUCAACGAAGGUGGAGGACAGCCUGAGGGUUCAUCAGCAGAUCAGAGCAGUGAUGGUAGGAUUGGGCAAGAGAAUGAUUUGCAGGAGGGGAUGGAGGACAUGGACGUCGAACCUCUACCACCCACUCAUGAGCUUUGUGAUGAGAAGGAGACUGAAACAGACCUUAUUCAACAUCAAAAGAGGCUGCAAGAAAUCAAGAGGCGCCAACUUGAGUGCAUUGAUGGAAAGAACUCAAAGAAGAUAUGCAACUACUUGCAAGUGGUGCUCUACGAGUUCGUUCGUCGUCUGCCCAUUUCUGCAUAUCGUCAAUUCAUUUACAGCGUGAGGCAGUACGUCGAGAACAAACUUUCAGCCGAGGGAUUCGGAGAAGUGAUUAAGACUUUUGUAGAUCAGCACAAGGCACAGAACAGAGACAUGACUGGAUCCGAUGGGAUGACCGUUUAUGGCAAUCAGAAUGCAAGCAAGGUUUUGGAGACCUUGGCGGCACACAAAGCAAAGAAAAAAGUUCUCUCACAAACAAAUGCAAUAGAUGGUGUUGGAUCAACAACUACACCACGUUCGAAUGUGAUGCCUGAUAGCUUACAGAUGGAUGAAAAAGAUUUGAGCGACGAGGACUUGACAAUUCUGAGUAGACAGUUGGGCAGGCAGCUCGGUCCCUUCUCGCAGUACACGACUGCUGAGUACUUAAUGGACACGCCGUUAGGAUCUUUUCUAACGCAAAAAGCGCGAGCCAUCUGCUCCCGUCCCAUCCUGAUCAAAGUUGUUGCGGAUGUCCUGCGGCAGCGAAACCUGCGGACGAACAAAGGCGACGUGGAGCGGCAGUCAGGACUGCCAUUUCGAUGUAAGGCGAUCUUUGCCUUCCAGCUCGUGGAUUCAGGCCCCCACAUGGUCUUGUGCUUCGGGAUGUACGUCCACGAGUACGGGCCGGGUUGUGCUCCAGAGCAUUCGGGGAGAAUAUACAUCGAGGUGAAAUCAGUUUCCUUGUCUCUCAACGAGCUGGUUCUCGCGCUGCAGGCAUUGCUCUCUGCGAUAGUCUUGGGAUAUUUCGAUUAUGUCCGCAACAUGGGCUUCCAGUACGCGCACAUGCGUGUUCCUCCUCCCACCGAAGAGAACAGGUAUCAUCGCCUUCUACAAAGUGCCAUGCAAGCACGGAUCAUCGCGUCAUUCGAAGCUGGACAGGCGGGUCAGAUGAGUAACUUUCCGCUCUCUCUCUUGGACCCUGCGGAGAUGGCGGCAGAGAUCGCUUUUCAGAAUGCUGACUUGCGGGCUCUGGACCAGCAGACGGCAAAGCUGAUGGAGGCGAGUAGAGUGCAGCAGCUGCAGGAGAGGUUCUUCCUCAUCCACCUGCUCCCUGCUGGGGCGAAGGUCAACCGCUCUCCCGACAUUGCUCCUCUCCUUGCCAGCUCAGUCGCGUCCGAUCGCCACGAGUUUGUUUCGAUCUGUGUGAAUCAGCGCCUUCGUUUCGCCUCCCUCCAGCAGGCCAAGUACGCGACGAUCAUGCUAGUGCAUCGCAUCAUGGCCGAGCAAUGCAAGUCGGCACAGGAGCUGGAGGACGAGCAGAACCAUCUCGUUGACUAUCCUGCGCAUCAGGCUGGUGGUCAAGUGCAAAAUUCAGGACCACAGGGUGCAGUCAACAGGACCAAUGCAUCUAUGCCGUCAAACAUGUUCCGAGCGCUUCCAAGUCAGGAGAGAAAAUUCUUCGGGGCAAGCAUGCCUCCUGCGCGGCAGGCUGGGUACUAUGAGAGUAUGGAUGGAUUCCCCAACGAAGCUGGACGGAUGGGAGGCAUGUACGUUGAACCUGGUGGCGUCUUCCCUGCUGGGCAGAUGGGAGAGAUGUACAUGGAUGCAUCCAUGCGAAGAGCCUAUCCCCCGCAGAAGCUCGCGGCAUGGAGCGGUCAAAUGGGAGGCGGGCAGUUCUCGCCUGGUCCGAUGGACGGUGGGCAGAUGAUGAGGGGAGGAGAGGGCUGGAUGGGGAGGCAGCGCGAAGUGCAUCAGGGUUUCCUGCAGGGCAUGAAGUUGGACAUGCGGAGGUACCAGCAGUUGCUCAGCAGGCGGGGAUACAACAGGAACGGAUACAACAGGAGAGGAUACAACAAGAGAGGAUACAACAGGAGAGGAUACAACAGGAGAGGAUACAACAGGAGAGGAUACAACAAGAGAGGAUACAACAAGAGAGGAUACAACAAGAGAGGAUACAACAAGAGAGGAUACAAGACGGGGCUAGAGGAGGACGAGGAGGUUGGGCUCAUCGUCCUCCCAGCGAACAGGGCGGAAGUUCGCGGGAUGGCACGUGGAGGGACCCCAGCAGGAUCUCUGGAGGAGGGGAGAUGGUGGGAGCAGGGAGAGCAACAGGGCCUGGGUCAACCCCGAUGUCCGAGAGGCCACGGGGAGGGGCAGUUGGAGGCAGGGCUGAGCACCAAUGCGCAGAAGUUUGCGGACAGCUUCAUGGUCGACCUAGGAGGGAGCGAGAGCGACGGAGGGAUGCGAGGGACGCUGCUGCUGCCGGAGGACGUGGGGACGUUUGUGCCCCCAGCCAGCGACACUCAGUCGCAGGACCUCGGGGACGAAGACUGGCUGGAUGAAGACGCGAGCUCAGUCGGAGGGCUGCUGGUGUCCAACAACAGCGACGGGGAGGAGCUGGGAAAUUGGUAUUAA